This is a messenger RNA of Drosophila rhopaloa, 3362 nucleotides long. RefSeq lists its product as uncharacterized. The transcript has 11 exons. Bases 87 to 3107 code for a protein of 1006 amino acids. Lineage: Eukaryota; Metazoa; Arthropoda; Insecta; Diptera; Drosophilidae. The record is from RefSeq and is a predicted model, not a curated record.
UGUGACCGUGAAAGGACUCUGUUAACCAGAUUUUUUGUUUGAAGCAAGUGUUUUUCUAUUAAUUUUCCCGCCAGGGACGCUUCAGGAUGGCAUAUGUAAGCUUGAUUGUCUGCGGGUCACCGGCGGUACACCUGGAACCAGAUAUAAUCUACAGGAUUGGGCGGAAAAAGGGUCUGGAAAUCAGCAUCGCCGAUGAGUCCAUGGAACUGGCCCAUGCCACCGCCUGCAUCCUCCGCCGCGGAGUUGUGCGCCUGGCCGCCAUGGUUGGCAGUAUAUUCGUCAACGACCAGGAGAAGACUGUGGCGGACAUCAGCAAGGCGGAAGCCUUCGACGGCACGGUUAAGCUCCGGUUUGGAAAUGUGGAGGCCAGGCUGGAAAUCAGAGACGAGAACGAUGAGGCCCAUGACAGCAGCGGAUUUGGGGAAUGCCCGAAAGACAGGUCAAACAACUCCACAAUGGACAGCUUCAAUAUACCUGAAACGCAGCCUCCGUCCGCCAACACGUCAGCAAACACCUCGGCGGACAGCUUCUUUAUACCUGAGACCCAGGCGGUUAACUUUGAAAGACCGUCGACCAGUGGAAAAGUGUCGCUGGGCGAUGACUUUAUGAUACCUGAAACGCAGGAUCUGCUGGCCGAACUUCCAUCUGUGCAGUUCAAUGAUCCAGUGAUUAACCACAAAGAGUUGAGUAAUGAUGCGGACUUCUCCCAGGGCAGCGAGAUACGGAUUUGCACUCAGGACUUCAACGAGGAUGCCAUCGAUGACUUUGAUUCAUCGCAGAUCCUUUGUGAUGCUAUGCUUGAUCUGCCGCUACCAAGGCCAAUAGAAACUUUGGAGAAAAAAGAUAGUAAGCGGGAUCAACUAAAUGCCACCGACUUGGAAAUGAGUGCCUUGAAUUGGUCAGCCAGCAAUUCGAAAUCCUGUGCCCUAAGUAGCACCGCAAUCCUGCCAAGCGGUGAUGCCUGCAUAACUCCUGAACUGUCAGCUCCCUCCGAAGAUCGUCCGAUCUGCACCCCUGAUCUUUUCGAUUUGAUCUUGGGCAAUGAGCCGCGUUCAGGCUCCAAUAGUCCAGAUCCUUUCGUCCGUCCUUCAAACGUAGCAAAUACCACCACACCACAGUUUGGUGGCGUUAAACAGCUGGUUGUGGCCACCAUUGAGACUCCUACUGCAACUCCCGACAAAGAGGAUGCAGCCAGCAGUCAAGAAAUGAAUCAAGAUUCGAUAGUCACUCAACGAUUUCCGGAAAAUAAAUUGUUGGAAAGUGAGAGCGAAGACGAAGAUGUACCGAAUCAAGAUUUUGUGGCAACCCAGGCUUUUAAAUUGGGACGCCCCCAACAAGACAAAGUUCCUAAUUCACCAAAAGAUAACGAAACCAACCAAGACUUCAUAGCUACUCAGGCGUUUAAUUUUAGACGUCCACAACCACCCGACUCUCCUAAGGCACCGAAAGCUAAUACGAAUUGCAACCAAGAUUUCAUAGCCACUCAAGCGUUUCCCGCCAAUAUUAAUAGCUCUAGGUGUCAGGACUUUAUAGAAACACAACAAUUUAAUCCGGGUAAUCAGAAUUCCUUGAGUUUUGGUAACAAAGAAAAUAUUCCACACGACAACAAUACCGAAAAAGCUGCAGGUUCAAAAUCCGUCGAGGAGCCUUGUGAUGAAAUAGAUGCUGUGCUCAACGAAAUGAUUUCUGGGACAAUCGUAACAUCACCUGUAAAUCCUAACGAAGAGCCGAUAAAAUUCUUUAAGCCGUGCGUGAUUAAAGAUAAGAAUCACUUUCAAAAGGUUUGUCAAAUCGAGGGGGUUUUCGGUGACAUUAGUAACAAAAGACGGUGGCGCUCUGAGGGCACUAGAGAUGGCAGUCGCAAACGCGUAGCCAGAUCGGAAUCUCCCCCGGAAACACCAAGCCGAAAAAAUAGACGAACAUCAGAGGGUUCUCAGGGAUUGGAAUAUAACUUGAGAAAGCGGAGAGCAACUUCAGUGGAUAAAAAAUCAGAACCUCUCAACAAAUUUAUUUGCAAAGAACAUGAUGUAUCCCCGCAUACAGAAGAAAAAGAUAAGGAUGAUAAAAUAAACUCUCCUUUAAAAGUGAUGGCCAAUAAAUGGCAAGCACGUAGAAGUAUAAUAAAUAACCGAUCCGGUACUCCAGGAAACUCUUUAGAAACGAAUAAAGUUGAAGAUGAGAUGCAGGCUAAAUCUAAAGAUGAGCUAUCCGCAACCCCGUCCAUUCAAGAGCCUUCAUCUAGCGGUGCCAAUGCCAAGGAACCAUCUGUUCGUGCACCAAGAGCAACUCGUGCUACAAAGUCGCGAUCCACAACACCUUCUGUCGAUGAUCUAUUGCCGUCCAUUGAAGAGCCUUCACCAAGCGGUGCCAAUGCCAAGGGACCAGAGGUUCGUGCACCUAGAGCAACUCGUGCUAAAGUUCCAAUGAACAGAUCAGGCGCGACCACUACGAGAUUCAGCCAGCCAGAUCCGGAUUCACUUAAAGCAUUUAAUCAAUAUGUGAGAAAGGCCAAAACGGAUGGAAAAAUUAAGAUAGCAUUCACCAUGUGUAACCGUCCGGCAUUGGAAUCUGUCUUAAAAUCUUUGAAACAUGUGGUGGAAAUCACCGAAGAUCCCGUCCAGUGCGACCUUCUCAUCAUGGACAAAGGCGAGCGGACCUACAAAUUCCUCAUAGCCAUCGCUUCCAAUAAACCCGUUCUCUCCACCAAUUGGCUGCAUUCCGUCAAGAAGACCAGGACCAUCGAAGUAAAAGCAGAUCAUAUUUUUAGUGAUGCCAAGUUCGAGGAGACCAUGAAGUUUAAGCCCUUGUCUGUACUGCAGCACACUCGUUUGCUAAGUGGUUUGCACUUUAUGCUCGGUGAAGACAUCAUUCCAAAGCCCAUCGAAUUGAAAGUCAUAAUUCAAAGUGCCGGCGGAAAGGUGCUCACCCAACCGCCCUCGCUGGCCUUCAGUGUGGAGCUGUACGUGGUCACCACCAGCAAGGACCAAAAAUUCCAUCGACGCCUGCGGAACCACGAAAAAGUACAUUUCAUCAAAACCGAGGGCGUUAUGCAGGCGCUUGUACGGCACAAUGCGGAACUCCUGAACGAGCACAAGCUCAAAGUUUAAAUGCCAUAUUUUGACAUUGAUCCUAACUUUUUCCUGCCAAACUUCGGAGCCGUUCCUGAUUACCUACGAAAAAAAGCACAUCACUAACAAUGUCCCAGACUAGCAUACUAUCAAGCUUUAACUUUAGGUUUUUGUUUCAUAUUUAAUUUUUUGUUUCAUGUUGGGGCUAACUUAAUUGUGGCCAUACAAUUUGAGUUGUACAAAUGGUUGCCUUCAUAUGGCCCGUCAAAUAUAUCCAUACGAUUAUGCUUAAAA